Molecule: messenger RNA, 1716 nt
Organism: Triticum dicoccoides
Lineage: Eukaryota; Viridiplantae; Streptophyta; Magnoliopsida; Poales; Poaceae
Product: xylogen-like protein 11
Exons: 2
Coding region: 127-747 (206 amino acids)
Source: RefSeq, a predicted model, not a curated record
CCCAAACAGUGACACAGCCCCCUUCCCACUACUGCUUGCUCGGUUGCUCGUAGCAACGGUUUACACAUCCCCAUCGCUCACUCACGAACACAAAACAAAGACACACCCUGCGCUCCCCGUCUCCACAUGUCAAACAGAGCACGGCCGACACAGUCCAGAUACCAAGAAACCAGGGCCGUCGCCGCGGCUAUGAUGCCACCCGCGGCCGUCGCCCUCGCGCUCCUUGUGGUCUCGACGCUGCAGCCCCGGGCGGCGGUGCAGGCGCAGGUGUCGGCCGCUCCGGCGGCGGCUCCGGCGCCCAGCUGGGGGGAACUGGACUGCACGGGCGCGCAGCUCAACCUGUCCUCCUGCCUGACGUACGUGGAGUCCGGGAGCGCGCUGACGCGGCCGGAGAAGGGCUGCUGCGGGGCGCUCUCCGGCGUCGUGGACGGCGAGGCCGCCUGCCUGUGCGGGCUCGUGGGCGGGUACGGGUCCUUCGGGGUCCGCGUUGACGCCGUGCGUGCGCUGGCGCUGCCCACCAUCUGCCGCGUCGAAGCGCCGCCGCCCAGGCUCUGCGCCAUGCUGGGCUUGCCCGGCGCGGAGCCGCCGGGCGGCGCCGUGCCCCCGGCGUCAGGGUACGGCACGCCGGCGACGACGCCAGCAACGUCAGCCGCGAACGGCGGCCCCGCGACGCACCGGAGCCGAAGGCGUCCUCUCCUCCUCGUGCUCCUCCCGUACUGCGCCGCGCUCUUCACGCUGCUGCCGUAACUCCCAAGCGCGCACGCCGACGGAGGCAGCCCCCGUACCCGUGCCACAUCGGUACAACUGUACAUGUACACGCGUUACAUCAAAUCGAUUCAAGUCCAGCAUAGCAUCGAUCCGUGUACACCAUCACCAUCAGAGACGGAGGACGAAAAAAAAUUAAGGUGUGGCAAACUGUCAACUAGACAAAAUUGAUGCCCUCUAAAAAAAAUUGAUGCAAAAACAUAAUAGCCAAUUCAAACUACACUGCACAGAAUCUUUUAAUGAUGUCUAGAGAAGACACAUGCAGUGGCGGGGAUAGGCCGUGGGGUCGCGAUGAAGUUAGGGAUGGAUGGACAGGCGGCAGCGGCGGCGUUUUCGGGCACAAAUCGCCGGCGGCGGAGGCGGGCAGUCAUCAGCGUAGCAGACUCAAAUCGGCGGGUCGGCCACGGCUACGACGCUGCUGCCGGCGGUGGGAUCAGGGAUGGGCCGACAGGCGACGGCGACGCAUUUCAUGGCAAAAAUCACCGGCGGGCGGGCUGGCAGAGGUGCAAUGAAGACGGUUCGGCGGUUGACACACUGCUGUUCCUUUUACAUCUCCUAGAGGUGUAGAUGCAAAUUUGCACCGUGAGGUGUUGUGGUUUGCAUCUUCCGAAGACGGAAAUGUAUUAUUAUUAUUUUUUGCAUCUACACUAUCUGUUGGAGAGGUAUUUUUAGCCUCAGAGAUGCAAAAGAUAGUUAUUUUGCAUACAUCUACGCAGUGGCGGAGCUCGGGCUGAUUUUGUGGAGGGGCAAGAAAUAUGACUUUAGGCUGGUUUUAACUGGGCAUAUGGGCUGAAUACUAGGGGAUAUAUGCUAGUUUUCUUAUGGGCUGGGGGGCAAUGGCCCAGGUUGCUCUCCACUAAGCUCCGCCACUGCAUCUACAUAGUGAGAUGGGCAUGUGCAGUGAAAGCGAGCUGGUUCGUGUAUGUCUACGUAGUGAGAUGGGCAUGUGCU